This is a messenger RNA of Rodentolepis nana, 783 nucleotides long. Lineage: Eukaryota; Metazoa; Platyhelminthes; Cestoda; Cyclophyllidea; Hymenolepididae. The record is from the annotation of a GenBank genome assembly.
AUGGGCAAUGACCGACGAGCUGAGCCAGUACCGUCCACCUCUCGCGGACUUGGAUCUGAACGAUCCCCUAGUCCAAGCUUUAUUGAUAACGACCUCCACGAAGGGCACCAGCUUUUCCCGUCUUCCCAAAGAUUGGGAAACGUGGUAGAGAGGGAGGAAGCUGAAGUAUCUUUUAGGAUGGCUCAGGAGAAUUCGGAGCCAAAUGAUGACGUUUCCGUGGAACGAGUUCCACAACUUGGUAUUAAAUACUAUCACACCAUAAUUUUGAAAAACUACGCGAAAGUACCAACAUCAAUUAGUUGUCUCUACGUAGAACUUGACAACCAUAUGCAUGUUCUGUUCCAAGCGAGGGACAAUGUCAAUAGGAAGAUAGACUGCUUCGAUAAUUUACUCAAUCGGACGGUCGCUCUUAUGGAAGAACCCCGUAUCACUAUGACUACUAAAAACGACUUUAAGAAUCUCCUAGGUGGAGAUGAAUUUGAAAUUGACGUAAAGUACGGUGCAAAGAGGGCGGCUCUCUAUUCACGGGUGAAAGAGUACAAUUUGAGAGAACAAAUUACAUCGGAAUUGAUCAAAGGUACAAUUCCUAAAGCGCCGGUAACAUUGUGUACCUGCCAUCUUCGCGAUUUGUUUAAACGAUAUGGCUUUUACGGCGACAAUGUUGUAGAAAUAGACAUUCCUGUAAAUGCUGAAAUCAUCUACCAAACACCAAAGAGGACGACAUCCGAUGAAUACGACAUUGAAGAGGAUGGAUUCCUUAUUCGGUUGCCCCCUAAAAUUUAA